This is a messenger RNA of Alnus glutinosa, 2103 nucleotides long. Its product is annotated as pollen receptor-like kinase 1. Gene Ontology annotation, biological process: protein phosphorylation. Gene Ontology annotation, molecular function: ATP binding; protein kinase activity; protein binding. Bases 1 to 1890 code for a protein of 629 amino acids. The record is from RefSeq and is a predicted model, not a curated record. Lineage: Eukaryota; Viridiplantae; Streptophyta; Magnoliopsida; Fagales; Betulaceae. The transcript has 3 exons.
AUGUUUUUACAUGUCGUCAGUGUCGUCUCUUCUGAGGCUUCCGCCCUCCUCAAGUUCAAGGCAUCCCUGCACAACAAUACCGCACUUGCCAGCUGGAAAGCCGGCUCGACAACGCCGUGCUCAGAGAACAAAGCAAAUUGGGUCGGUCUCCAUUGCCGGCAAGGAAAAGUUCGGGGUUUAAGGCUUGAGAAUAUGGGACUAAACGGCGUCAUUGACGUAGACCCGCUCCUGUUACUGUCAAGUUUGAGAGCCAUAAGCUUUAUGAACAACAAGUUUGAGGGUCCCUUGCCGCAGUUAAAGAAACUCGGUGCAUUGAAGUCGGUAUAUUUAUCGAACAACAAUUUUUCAGGAGUGGUCGGUAGUGAUGCUUUUACCGGUAUGGCGUGGUUGAAGAAGCUACAUUUGGGGCAUAAUCACUUGACGGGUAGUAUUCCUACGUCAUUAACAUCAUUGCCAAAGCUUUUGGAGUUGGGGCUUGAGGAUAACAAAUUUUUAGGCAAGAUUCCAGAUUUUCAACAGAAAUCUUUCCGAUCUUUUAAUGUAUCUCACAACUACUUGAGCGGGCGAAUUCCGGCAAACCUUAGCAGGUUAAAUUCGAGCUCCUUCUCCGGGAACUACGAUCUAUGUGGAAGCCCUUUGGGAAAAUGUGGGAAAACAUCAGUUCUGAGUGUCGUUGUGGUUGUGAUAGCUAUGGGGGUGGCAAUUGUCGCCAUUGGUGCAGUGUUCUUCAUCCUUAACCGCCGGAGCCAACCAUCUUCAUCAUCAGUAGAGUCUCCGCCACCAUCAAACCUCCAAAAGAAAUCAGGUAUUAAGGAAAAGGAUCAAGCCAGCAGGCAAGGCUCCCCGGACCAAUCUGGCGGUGGCAAGGCGGAGAAUCCGAAGCUCUCCUUUGUCAGGGAUGAUAGGGAGAGGUUUGAUAUGCAGGACUUGCUUAAAGCCUCAGCUGAGAUAUUGGGCAGUGGAUACUUUGAGUCUUCUUAUAAGGCUUCUUUGCCGAGUGGACAAGUGAUGGUUGUGAAGAGGUUCAAGCAAAUGAACAAUGUGAGAAAAGAGGAGUUUGAAGACUAUAUGAGAAGCCUGGGGAGGUUGAGGUACCCUAAUCUGCUUCCUCUGGUGGCAUACUACUAUAGGAAGGAAGAGAAACUCUUGGUAUCCGACUAUGUUCAGAAGGGCAGCUUGGCUGUUCAUCUUCAUGGACGUCAAGGUCUAGGCCUGCCGUGUCUUGAUUGGCCAACCAGGUUGAAGAUUGUCAAAGGCAUAGCUAAGGGCCUCAAGCAUAUCUACAAUGAGCUGCCUAGCCUAAUCGCGCCCCACGGCCACCUCAAAUCCUCCAAUGUCCUGCUCGACGAAUCCUUAAAACCCCUUCUGACUGACUAUGGUCUAAUCCCUGUGAUGAACCAAGAGCAUGCUCAAGAACUCAUGGUGGCCUACAAGUCGCCGGAGUACUUGCAACACGGCCGAAUCACGAAGAAGACCGACGUAUGGAGCUUCGGAAUACUGAUAUUAGAGAUUUUGACAGGGAAGUUCCCAGCCAACAUUCUGCAACAAGGCAAGGGAACAAGUGAGGAGGAUUCGCCGUUUAGUUGGGUUCUUUCGGUUGUUCCCGAAGGGUGGUCGGCCGAGGAGGUUUUCGACAAGGAGAUGGGAGGAAGUAAGAACAGUGAAGGGGAGAUGCGGAAGCUGUUGAAGAUUGGGUUGGCUUGCUGUGAAGGAGAUGUGGAGAAGAGGUGGGAUUUGAAGGAGGCAGUUGAGAGGGUUAAAGAGUUGAGAGAGAAUGAUGGUGAUGAUGAUUUCUACACUUCAUAUGCUAGUGAGGCAGACAUUGAGUCUUCAAGAAGAUUGUCUGCUGACUUCAACUUGUCCACGACUGGUUCAGUGCAAAUUUUUUAAUCUCUUAUUGAAGCUUGCUUCCUAAUUACAAUUUAGAUGGGGUUCGUCAAUACGGACACUUUUAACAUGGGUUUGAAGUAGAAUGAGAGAAGGAUUUGCCUUUUGUUUUCCUCAUCAAUAGCAUUAAUUGUAUUUGUAGCUGGAACAUGAUAUCAUAAUGACCCCAUCAUCUUUUGGAGGUCCAUGCAUAAUCCCCUAUGAAAGGGGGAAAUA